GAGAAUGGUGAGGGGUUCCACCACUGUACAGACUGCAUAAAGUAGCUAGUUAUAGGCUAUAUAUUGCAUAUCUAGGUUAUCUACCUACAUUAUAUUUCCGGCUGUUCUUCACAAAAUAAGAACACUGGUUAAAAAAAGACUACUAAUUUAGUUAGCGAGCUAACGUUAAAUGUUGGUAAGAUGGAUAUAGCCAGGUGAAGUAGCGCUAGCUAGGUUUAAAUGCAAUGAAAUCCUUAGCUAGCUACUUAGUUAGCGUAGCUUAGGUGUUUGUCACCCGUUCUUGAUGGUGAUGCAGAGCUAGCCUGCUUUACCGACACAGCACAUAAUCGCAGAUCUACGACAGUACCACUGGUACCAAUGGACUCUCUCAACACCCUUUCCAACUUCGAGUCAGAGAUGGAGUCCGACGGUCAAGGCAGUUAUUCACUUUUCCCAGCAUUGGACAACAUGACUGGCCUGUCUGGGACGUCUGAAACUCUUGAAACUGAGCCACCCGGAGAAGUCUCAGAUAAACCAAACCUUACGUGGCUUGAUGCUGCCCAGAUUGUUCUGGAAGAAGCAGGGAGACCUAUGCACAUCAAAGAGAUCAAGCAGAGGAUCAUUGAUCGGGGACUGGUGCAGUCAAAUGCAAAGUCAAGUCUCGAAGCUGUGAUGUACCGUGAGACACAGAAAGGAAGCAGGCGCUUCAAGAGGAUUGAGAACAGAAACGGCGUCUUUGCCCUCUUGACAGAUGAGGAAAGGCAGCAGGCUUUGCAGGCUUUCUCCACGCAGACGGCCUUUUCCAGCUCGGCUCUCCCGUCCGCGCCUUCCCCUCAUGGACACCCAGAACCUAGAUCGAAGGCCAGGAAGACCCUGCGCAGGAACCAGAAUGAGAAGUACAGGUUCAAGUACCUCCGUCUUCGCAGAGCUGCUCGUGCCAUGGUGUUUGAAAACGCAGCUCUGUGUGAUGAAGUUGCCCACUUGGAGGAGAAGUUUGUGCGUGCAAAGGAGGAGAGGAGGUUCCUACUGAAGACUCUCUUGCAGUUCCAGUCUCUGACAGAGGGGGAGCUGCUCUCAACCCCCAGCAACACUUCCCACACUCCUGCCACUUUCAGUUCCAGUACUGCAGGGGGCACUGUUGCGCCGGCCAGCCAAAGCCAGGCACCUGUCCCCUCAGGGCCCGACGACGGCUUCCAGAAGAAACCCAAGAAAGAACGAAAAGAACGAGGGCGGGAAAACGGAAGAGAAGAAAGUGUGACAAAGAAAAUGUCUAAGAAGAGGAAAGUGGCCGAGGGCGGGGUACGUAAGCUGGUGCGGCCCAUCCCACUGGACUCCACUGGUAGACCCGUGUUCCCCAUCGUAUUGGGUGGUCUCACUCUCUACAGCCUGGGGGAGAUAAUCACAGACAGGGCCCUCUUCCAUGAUGAAAGCGCUAUCUACCCAGUGGGUUUUUGCAGCACACGAGUGUUUGCCAGCACCAGGAACCCCGAGCAGCAGUGCCUGUACACCUGUCAAAUCAAGGAUGGUGGCCAGGGACCACAGUUCGAGAUAGUCCCGGAAGAGGACCCCCAGAACACUAUCGUGGCUGCCUCCGCACUCAGCUGCCAUGCUGAGCUGCUGAAGGCCAUCGCAGCUACGAGAGGGAAGCCCUUGACCAACGUCAGCCCCUCUGGCGCUGACUUCUUUGGUUUCUCUCACCCAACCGUUCAGAACCUGAUCCAGAGCUGUCCUGGAGCGCGCAAAUGCAGGAACUAUCACUGGGUGCGGUUUGAAGUGUGUCGGCCAGGCGACGGACAGGUCCCUCAGACGCUGUCGGAAGAUGACGCAUCCGUGAAUUUCGAUGCUUUCCAGCAUCUGCUGGCCUGUGAUGAGGGCCUGGCCAAUCAGAGCCUUACUCUGGACCAGAGUAGUACAGGAAAUGGACACCACAUCUCAUGUCUUUCCACAGUGCGGCCCCUACAAACCGGCAUUUCAUCCCAUCAGCACCUGUUGAGUGCUGCGUCUCUGGAGGAGGCUACAGCCAGCUCCAUCUCCAGCUCCUGAGGGCACUUGUGCCUGCCCCCCCCUGUCUGUACACUGGCUGGACACACACACACACACAGACGCAAGCCAUUUCACCUAACGUGAACCUAAAACCUAAACGUCCUGGUCAUGUUCAGUCCAGUUGAAGUUCUUAUGAAGUUUGAAUUCAGUAAUUUGACAUAAGUUGUCAUUGCAAAAUCCUCUUUUUUAAUCUAAUGAUUUAAUAAUUCUCUUGUGUAGCUGUGUUCUUUUAAGACUUUCUAACAUCAUAAUGUUUUGAUUGGUUGUUAGUUGCUUUUCAUCCUGUGGGAUUGUAAUUGUGUGCAUGUGUACUGCUGUGUGUAACUGGAGAUACCAGAAAGGUGGGCAAUUGUACUCCCUAAAGCUUUUCAGUUCUUUUAGAUUAAUUUCAUCUCGUCUGGCCUGUUCUGAGAAGCUGAAGCUCAUCUGUGCUCAGUGCACUUUCUGCUCUGCUUUGGUCAAACUGCUCUGUGCUCCAGGCCUACAAUGAACUCUCAUUCAGUAUUGCUGAUUGCAAAUGAUCCCAGUUAUAUGUGCAGUGAAAACAGAACUCUUAAGUGUGCAUUUUUUUCCCCUAUCAGCAAAUAUAUGGAUGCCUGUGUCCCAGUAACAUAAUUUAUUUAUUUUCUUUCCUUCCUUCCUUCCGUUUUUUCCUUGUCUCCAUUUUUUCCAUCAUAUUUUCCAUAUUUAGCACUGGAAUAGUUUAACAGAAGUACCACUAAUAGCCACAAGAUGUCACAAUCCGAAUUUAAAAAACGGAUGGCUAGUGCUGGUCUUACGAAUGGGUCUUGUUUCAUACUAGCAAAAUCUGUAAUAAUUAGUUAUACUAGCUAAACCUAUAGGAUGAAAUGAAACAAAAUCUUAGUCUGCUACAGUGUAUGUGACGGGCUCAAAUCCUUCCUUUACUCAAUCAAGAAUGGCUUUUGUCUAUGCUACACCAUACAUAUAGCUAUGAAUAGGUCUGCAUUCGGCGCCCUGUCUUCUUGAAGUUCAAAGAUCAUUAUGUAAACAGCUUUCCUGAUCUUGCCCAAUUCUUUGGAUUCUCACUAGGACAAAAGCUGCUCUCUCUCCAUGUUUUUGACAAAGAUGCCUUGUGUAUAAACUUGGUUCAAAGUAGGACACCAGCAAAGUGUUGGUUACAGUUAUCAUAGCAGCUGUGAAAGUAGCAGGGACGAUGUUCUAACCUGUGCUUGUUGUAACACUCUGUCAGGGCCAGCACAGCAAUAAGUUAAAUACACGGUGCAGUACUUUC
Electrophorus electricus (electric eel) is the source of this 3274-nucleotide messenger RNA. Its product is annotated as transforming growth factor beta regulator 1. Gene Ontology annotation, cellular component: nucleus. NCBI's taxonomy places the organism in Eukaryota, Metazoa, Chordata, Actinopteri, Gymnotiformes, Gymnotidae. Gene Ontology annotation, biological process: regulation of cell cycle; regulation of DNA-templated transcription. The record is from RefSeq and is a predicted model, not a curated record.